Molecule: messenger RNA, 7654 nt
Organism: Doryrhamphus excisus (bluestripe pipefish)
Lineage: Eukaryota; Metazoa; Chordata; Actinopteri; Syngnathiformes; Syngnathidae
Biological process (GO): fatty acid biosynthetic process
Molecular function (GO): 3-oxoacyl-[acyl-carrier-protein] synthase activity
Source: RefSeq, a predicted model, not a curated record
UGCUGGCGUCACAUUGGUCUCAUAGCAAGAGUUUAUUAUUAUUAUGGUCUCACUUUACAAUAAGGUACCCAAAAUACAGGAGUUACUGAGGAACUAAUGAGUAGUGAUUCGGGUUAGGUAGGGUCUUUCCUCAUUAACUAGUGUCAUUUUGUGUACCCUAUUGCCUCAAGUGCAUACUCAAAGAAGGACAUCUCUACACCGCUGAAAGGUAAGUGAGUCAAGUAUCAUGCAUAUAUCACCUUCUGUCAAAUGGCAUUUUACUGGAAUGAAACCAAUUUAGUUGCUUCAUAUGUUCCUCAAAUGUUUCGUCAGUAGUGUGUGUGGAAAUAUGCCUCAACGAUGGAGACGAUUUAUACAAUUCAAAUUAAUUCUGCAUUGACAGGAAAUCAACUGUUGGUUUAAGCGGAGGAUUGAUGCAUACUUUGCAAUGGGGAAUAUUACAACAAGUAGAUAAUCAUCAGCAAUAAGCUUCAAUGACACCCCAGCACAUUGUUAGAUAACAUAUUGAUUUACUUAUUAAGCUCCGUCUAAUCAUUUGCAAGGCACCCCCCCAUAAAAGCGCACACCAAGCUCCUUCAUCGCCAUGGCCACGUCUAUACAAUCCAUCAUUAAUGUUUGAUGAAGAUGACGGGCCGCUUAUAAGACGAUAAGCGCACUCUCACCGAGUCUUAAUGUGUGUAAGGAUGCGGCGGCAUGCGACACAACAGGAAUAACUACACAGUGUUUGUGUAUAUAUAAUACAUAUUGCUCUAUGGAUGCAAAAAAAAACAAAAACGGAGUGCGAGUUUUUGAUUUGCUGCUUGACUGAUGUUCUGUGAGGAUGGACGAGGAUGAAGACUGCAUUGCCGUGGUGGGCAUCGGCUGCAACUUCCCAGGCGGUGAAGGUCUAGACAAUUUCUGGAAGGUUCUAGUGAAUGGACGCAAUUGUUCCGUGCCAAUUCCCAAGGAGAGGUUUGACUUGUCCAGCUGGUAUGACCCUGAUGACAACAAGGCGGGUAAAUCCCGCACAGCCAAGGCCGCUCUCCUUGACGGUUUCAACCAAUUCGACCACAAGUUAUUUGGCAUCAGCGACAGUGAAGUGGAACAAAUGGACCCUCAACAGAAGCAGCUGCUUCAGUGCUGCUUCAGAGCUUUGGAGAAUGCUGGUAUUCCGAUGGAAAAGGCCAGCGGAACCAGAACCGGAGUGUUUUUUGGCCUCAUGAACAGAGAUUACGAGACCAAUGCGGCACAUGUGCACCCCAGCGUCAUCAACCACUGGACCGGGACGGGACUGGCCAUGAGUAUUGCUGCCAACAGGGUGUCGUACAUCUUCAACUUCACCGGGCCGUCGCUGGCCAUUGAUUGUGCCUGCUCGUCCUCUUUGGUGGCUCUUCAUCUGGCCGCCCAGGCCAUUAAACAAGGGGAUUGUGACAUGGCCAUGUGUGGAGGUGUCAACUGCAUCAUCGAGCCCAGAGUGUUUGUGGCCCUCAGUAAAGCCAAGAUGAUCUCACCGGACGGCACCAGUAAGCCUUUCUCUAACAAGGCAGAUGGUUAUGGGAGAGGUGAGGGCUGUGGCGUCGUUCUCCUUAAACCGCUGAGAAAGGCUCUGCAUGACCAGGAUCACAUUUGGGGCAUCAUCAGCAAGACAGCAGUCAACCAAGAUGGCCAUUCGGUGUCGCCAAUCACCAAGCCCUCCAUGACGCAACAAGAAGAGCUGCUGAGGAGAAUCUACUCCGAACACGACAUCGCCAACAUCCACUACAUUGAGGCUCAUGGGACCGGAACCCCAGUUGGAGAUCCGACAGAGGCGGCUAGCAUCUCUAAUGUCAUUGCCAAAGCCCGAGCUCCUGGUUUAAAAGCUCUCCGAAUCGGCUCGGUGAAGAGCAAUAUCGGACACACUGAAUCUGUUGCGGGGGUAGCUGGCAUCAUCAAGGUGCUCCUCAUGAUGAAGCACGAGACCAUCGUUCCUUCUGUGUUCUUCUCUGAAGACAAUGCCAGUGUAGAUUCCCUUGCGCUGAAUCUGCGCGUUCCUACAGAGGUUGAAAAGUGGGAAGCAAAGGGAGCACGGAUCGCAGGAGUGAACAAUUUUGGCUUUGGAGGCACCAACGCUCAUGCUAUUGUCAAACAACACAUACGGUCGCAGUCUGUCAAAAAGUGUGAUGGCAGGCAGGUGAAAUAUUUUGUCAUGUCGGCAAAUUCAUCCAAGUCUCUCACACUCAUGCUAGACGACACCAUCGCACAUCUGGAGGACAAUGUGGAUCUGGACUGUCUAUUGUACACGGCAGCUUGCAGAAGGAGCCACCUCAAGCACAAAUACCGAAGAGCCUUAAUGGUUUCAUCCCUAGUUGACCUUAAAGAGAAGCUACAUGCCGCUGUUGGCAGAAAUACAAGCCCUGCCCUUUCAGAUCCCAAGUUAGUAUUCGUCUUCUGCGGCAACGGCGUCGCUUAUCACGGCAUGGGCAAGCAGCUACUCCGACACGAGCCGGUGUUCAGAGAUACGAUCAAGCAUAUUUCACAGGUUUACCAAAGGCUGAGCACACUGAACAUCUUGGACACGCUUGAAAGCGAUCAGGAGCACAGCGACUACAACGCUCCACAUGUGGCCCAGCCUCUUCUCUUUGCUCUGCAGGUGGGCGUGGCCACUCUGCUCAGGCGCUGGGGCGUCAAAGCUGACGCCAUGCUGGGACACUCGGUGGGCGAGGUCGCAGCAGCUCACUGCUCAGGCCUCCUGUCCCUUGACGAUGCCCUGAAAGUCAUCUACUUCCGCAGCGUUCUCCAGGGCAAAGUCACAGGGGGGAAAAUGCUGGUGAUCAGCAAUAUGGCCGUGUCAGAGGUCACAGCUCUUCUCCCGCGUUACUCUGGAAAAAUUUGUCUGGCUGCGUUCAACAGCCCGCAGUCUUGUACCCUCUCUGGGGAUGCGGAUGCAAUAGAAAACCUCCGGGAAGAGCUGAGUCAUUCAGCUAACAGUCAGAACCUAUUCAUUCGGGUGCUAGAGGUCCCUGCUGCUUAUCACAGUCACAUGAUGGAUCCAAUUCUGCCCAAAAUCAGGGAGGCAAUCGGUUCCUUGGAAGAGAAUGAGCUCAGCACACAGCUUUUCUCAACAGUGACAGGUGAGGAGGCACGACGAGGGGAUUUCUGCUCAGGUGAUUAUUGGGCUAGGAAUAUUCGGGAGCCAGUUGCUUUUGAGCAGGCAGUCAGAUCAGCUAGUGGAGGCAAGAAGAGUUUGGUCUUUGUGGAGGUGGGUCCACGGAGAGCCCUCCAGAGGAACAUCAUGGAAACUCUGGGGAACGACAUACCAGUUGUUGCCUCGCUGCAGCCAGACAAAGACCACCAGACACUCUUGUCUGUGGUUUCCAGGCUCUUUGAGGUCGGCGUCCAGGUAGACUGGAACACCUUCUAUGCAGGGUAUGAGACUGUGCCACUUCCCUUCCCAAAAUACCAGUUUGAUAUCUCGGACAGGGAUGUGAUCAUUAAAGGUGCUCAGAAAAACACUGCCAGUAAUCACCCAGUGCUCUGCGCCACAGGAAGUGAAAAGAACACAUUCAGCUGUGAUGUGGUGUCCGAUUCUGUCUUCUACCUGAAAGAACACAAACACAACAGUGUACCCAUCAUCCCUGGAGCCUUCUAUGCUGAGUUGGGCUUGGCUGCAUUCAUGGCCUGUGCAAAACCAAAGGUCCCCCUCAACGCACUGCAGCUUAGUGUCAGUUUUCACAGCCCAUUCAUCUUAACUCCAAAUCCCCCAGAGAUGAAGGUGCAGCUUGAGCAGAAAGAGAAUGAAGCCACCUUCACUGUGUUCUCAUCCUCAGCCACGUGCGCAUCAGGCAUGGUCGUAGUGAAAAAAGAGCGACCAGUAGAAGAACAGCACAUUGACCUGAAUGGCAUCUACAAACGCUGCACAUCUGCGGUGACCUAUCAAGAAUUUUAUGGCUAUCUGUCCCAAGGAGGCUUUCAGUAUGGAGAUGUCUUCCAGAAUAAGGCCAGUGUUCACUAUGGGGAAGAUCUGAAAGAGGCCUAUGCUGUUGUCACAGUUUCAGAGGAACUCCUGCCUCAGUUGCACGACUACCAUGUUCAUCCCGUCCUACUGGACUUCCUAAUGCAACUUUUGCCAGUCACAGUUGAGCAUAUUUUUGCUGGGAGACCAGGAUUUCCUGCUAAGAUUGGAAGUUUGACGGUGUCAGCACCCUUGAAAGAUGAGAUGAUUGUCUACUUGAGGGCAACUGAUGUCGGUACGGAUCACUUUGAGGUCUGUGGGUGCUUUGCAGAUAGAGAUGGCAACGUCUUGGUUGAGGUGAAGCAUGUGUUAAUCAAAUACCUUGGCAGUCGUUCUCAUGUGGUUGAGGAGUACUUCUAUCAUAACCACUUCAGCGUAAUUCCCGAGGGGAUUACAAAUGAUCCACCUCCUAAGGCCUUGGUGUUCUCGGACCGCAUAGGAAUCUCAAAAUGUCUACAGCAACACUUGGACUCCAGAUCUCGCUACAUUUCCUUUACAUAUGCUAAAGAGAUCUUGAGCAGUGGCUUUCCGGCGCUCUUGGCAAACCUCAAUAUCACAGACAUUGCGGACAACUUUGAUGAGGUCUUGUUCUUGUGGGGCAAAGAGAACUUUGACUCACUCACACCCGAUGUCGUCCUGCAGAAUCUGGCCAACUGCUGCGAAACCUUCCGGCAAAUUGUCGUAGAGCUCAAGCGAAUUCGCUUUCCAAAUUCCAUCCGAGCAGUAACAUACUGUUCAUCUGAUCUCACAGUCGAUCACGUCAAUCCAGGCUUUGCCAUCGUUGGCAUGACUCGCUCUUUUGCUGCUGAGAUACCAGAGCUUUCUUUCCAGUUGGUUGACAUAAGCUCUGUCUCUGCUAAGGAUAUCACAGCUCUGUCUGAGGUCCUACGAGCCUACCCUUGCAGCAAGUACCCAGAACUGGUGGUGAAAGACGGGGUCAUUCUCAAACCUUCCAUUGAGCGUACCACUCCUGAAUUAAUUGAAAACUCUGCAGGGAGUUUUACCUCCAGCACUUGUGAACCUUGCAUCCUUCAGACUGCAGAUGCCUUUACAAUGAGCCGGCUUACUGCUGUCCAUUUUGACAAUGAGGAAGAGACAAUAAGUGAUACUUGUGUUGAAAUUCAGCCCACUAAUAUGUGUGUCCACUCGUCGGAUUACUUCCCUGUCAGUGCCUCACAUCUGAACUUUGGUCAGACGCUGUACUGGAACCAGCACUCUUCCCAGAACCACAAGCUACUCAUGCUUGACUUCAGUGGUGUUGUUACAAGGGUCGGAAAGGAGGUCAGGAAAUUAAAAGUGGGAGAUUCUGUGGCUUCCUGUUACCCUGUGGUGGCAGCCAAUAGGGUGAGGGUCCCACAAGAUGUCUGCUACAGCACCAAACGCCUUCCCUUCCUUCAGUCAACACCUUGUGUGUCCUACUUUGUUCUGGCAUGGGAGAUAUUGCAUCGCGUUUUGCCAAGAGCAAAGCAAAACUUGGGCAUUAUAUCUUCUGUUCGUGAUUCAGCUCUGGUCAAGGUUUUGGCGCUUGCAUCUCAGAAGUUAGGGUGGAACGUGCUUGUUGGAACACAGUGCAAUGAUUCCUUUAUAAAUGCCAAUCAAAUGGAUGCAAUCAUUAUCCUGCCUCCAUAUGACAAAUCCUUGAUGGCUAAAAUAUCUAACUCUCAUGCUGUCCAGAAUGUUGUCCUUGUCCGUAAGUCCCAAACACAGCCUUUGGUUGCCCAGGAUCUGCUUCAGGUUUUCCAGCAAAGUGUCCAUGUGCAGACAGUUGACAUGCCAGUCAUUCUGCAAAAAGGAUCUCUGAGUGCUCGAAGGCUCCGUGUUUAUCAGUGGCUCAAGUCUCUGAACCUGACUAAGAAAUUUUUCCUCGCAAGUGUCACCUUUCAGAGUGUCACAUCAGAAAAAAUCAGCAACCUUUAUUCAGAUUCCUACUUCAGUACAAAGAGCCUGGCUGUCGUGGCUCUAGAAAAAGGACAUUCCACAUCAAUAUCAGACAUUCCGCUGCUGCCCACGAAAAAGCAGCUUUUCCGAAAGAAAUCAGUGUACAUCGUAGCAGGCGGUCUGACCGGGCUGGGCUUUGAAACGGUCAAGUUCAUCUCACAAAAGGGAGGUGAGUUCGUCGUCAUCCUUUCCAGGAGCAAGCCCUCAGCAGAGAUGCAGCAAGCGAUUGGCAAUGUAGAGAAACAGUGUGGGAACAGCAUUGUUAGCAUGGAGUGCGACAUAUCAGUGUCUGAGCAGGUGCACAAAGUUGUGGAUGCCAUCCAGCUCAAAUUUGAAGGCUGUCCAAUCAGAGGAGUGUUUCAUAGCGCAGUGGUCUUGCAUGACGGGCUCAUUGAAGCUCUUGACAGAUCCCUCUAUGAGAAAGUUCUCAAGCCCAAAGUGAAUGGUGUGCUUAACUUGCACCAUGCAACACUGAGCUGCCAGUUAGAUUACUUUGUUUGUUACUCCUCCAUAUCAGGCUUUCUGGGAAAUGCAUCACAAACAAACUACGCAGCAGCAAACACUUUCCUGGACUUGUUCUGUCAGUACAGGCGCAAGCUCGGCCUACCUGGACAGUCCAUCAACUGGGGAGCUUUGAACCUUGGACUCCUCCUGAACAAAGAGGUGUUUCAUCGGUUCCUGGAGGCCAAGGGCAUGAUGGUGCUGAAGGUGGCCGAGAUCCACAAAAGCCUGGAGCAAUGUUUGCUCAUCAACCAACCCCAACAGGCCGUGUGCCGCUUUCACUUCAGAAACAUCCGCUUCAACGUCCUCUCUCAGAAUGUAUCUCUGACCAUGAGGCUGUCUGCGCUGGUCGAGCAAGCCUUCCAAAAGUCCAGACAGUUGGACUCUGAAAAUAAAAACACUGAAGAAGUCCCAGCCAGGGAUUACAUUGUUUCAUUGCUCGUGAAAACCAUUGGCUUGGAGGUGGGCGAAGUAAAAGACGACACUCUGCUCUCGACACUCGGUAUCGAUUCCAUGCAGGCCAUGACGCUGCAAAACCUCAUCUAUCAGGACCGAGGCGUCAACGUGCCUUUGGUGAAACUGUUGGACCCUAACGCCACACUGUCAACAGUGGUAGCCAUCUUGAGCGAAACAACCGAAGACGGAACUAAUAAUGAACUCUCAACUGAUGCAAGCGCGCUUUCCACCAGAUUUUAAACCUGAUCACUGUUGAUAUGUGGAAUAUUUCAGUAUACAGUGUGUCCUGACUGACUUUGUUGUGAUUAUGUCAAGGUCUGAAGGUUCUGUGGAGAUAACAGACUUUUUUUUUAACCUGUUCAUCAUUCACGUGUCCUGCAGGUGAUCAUUCUUAUCAGUAUUGAUGAUAUUUAUUGGCUUUAUGGGGAUGAUCAAACAAUAGACACCAACUAUGGACUGUAAAACAUGCUAAUAAAAAGCACUCACAUUGCGCAGUUAUGUAUUAUGGUUGUGUUGUGUGAAACAUUUUUCCAUUGUAACACUCAAUAAAUGUUAUAUACUCUUAGAGUGUUAACAUUUAAGCACUUUUUAUUACAAUGCGGCAGAAAUAAAUGUCUGAUUGUAGUCAUGGUAACACUGUCCUUGUCUUUCAUUGCACUUGCCAACAGGUAUCAGACAAGAAUGUGAAGGUGUUGCAAUGUUCUGAUAUACGUAUCACAUGAUAUUAAUAUUCAUCACCAGUGUUUCCAAAGUAGCCACUGUAGUAUUCGGCUCCAGUAUCCUGACCAA